This is a messenger RNA of Penicillium cinerascens, 717 nucleotides long. Its product is annotated as peroxiredoxin-like family protein. The transcript is spliced from 2 exons. Lineage: Eukaryota; Fungi; Ascomycota; Eurotiomycetes; Eurotiales; Aspergillaceae. The coding region runs from base 1 to 717 and encodes 238 amino acids. The record is from RefSeq and is a predicted model, not a curated record.
AUGACCAACAUAUCCACGGAUCCAACAUUCUUAACCGACGAGACACUACACGAAGCCUACGAGCUCGAAAUCGAGGGCAAGAAUGGCGAGCCUGUUCGAUUCGGUGAGCUCGUUGCCGGGAAGGGGGAUUCAGUAACUACGAUAGUCAUUUUUGUCCGCCACUUCUUCUGCAUCUACGACCAAGACUACGUCCGCAGUCUAUCAAGCCAAAUCACCCAAACCCUCCUCGACACGAUCCCACAGCACGCCAAGCCAGCACAAGUCAUCAUCAUAGGAUGCGGCGAUCACACCCUUAUCGGCCCAUAUAUGGAAGAGACCUCCGACGCCUUCCCUAUAUACUCCGACCCUUCAGCCAAGAUCUAUGAGAAACUGGAGAUGAAACGGACUUGGGAUGGGUUUAGGAACCCCCCGCCGUACUCGUACGAGUCUUUCCCUAGUGCUUUCUUUAAAGAUCUUAAGCAGAGGUGGAAGCGCGGGUGGGGCGCACUGAAGGGUGGACCUGGGAAUCAGGACGGUGGGGAGUGGAUUUUCCAAAGGGGAAAGUUGAAGUAUGCCCAUCGCAUGCAGGCUGUCAAUGAUCAUCUUACGGCGGAUCAGUUGUUGAAGAUUUUAAUGGCGGAUCAGGGUGGGGGGUUGAGGGUGGGGGAUUCUCAAUGUCCCUCUGGUGAGGAUGUACAGGAAGGUCAGGUUGGGGUUGGAACUUCGGCGGGAGAAUGA